This is a messenger RNA of Spodoptera litura, 2126 nucleotides long. It is a transcript of the gene fest, whose product is annotated as wurstfest. The record is from RefSeq and is a predicted model, not a curated record. Lineage: Eukaryota; Metazoa; Arthropoda; Insecta; Lepidoptera; Noctuidae.
UUCUAUUACUUUCCUACCGCGAAGUAUGAUUUAUAUUAUGUAGCAUUUUCCAGUGUCGAUAGUCACUGUUGUUCAUGUAUUUUUUAAAAUAGUGUAUAAACCUUAACAGUUAUAAGUUGAAGAAGUAUUAAAAUGGCAAAUGCAGAUUUUAGAAAGGAUGUGACGAUGCCUGUCCGACCAAGAAGUGUCUAUACAGCGCACUCCUACAAUCAGGAGGAGUCCAACUUGUCCGCCUUCCAAGACUACAGCAAGUUUCUUGAGGGUGGUCUCGGGCAAGCUGAGCUGGUGGGCGCUGCAGGUUGGCAGCCACCAUGGCGCGCUCCUCUGCAGCGCAAGGCUCCUUUCUACCCAGGGGAUGAUAUUUAUCAUGCCGAUACUUGGCGGGAGCUUGAGAUGACUGAUGUAGUCGGGGGCGCUGGAUACAAUGCUUCGGUCACGCCUCAUGGCACCGUCUGCCUCCGCCUGAGAGACAGAGUCAAAGUGGAUAUGACCAUCGACGGGGCUGUACGCGUAACCAAUGCUAAGAACAACAUUAUCUUGGCGUUGUCGCGCUCUGGCGCAGCUGCAGCACUGAUCCACCCAAACGGACGUGUCUACCACUACGGAUCCAGAGUUGAGAUCCAGGCCCGCCACCAACAGGGCAAUAACAAGUACGCGAAGAUGUGGUACAAGGGUGUGUCAUUCACUGCGGAACAGUGUGCGCUGGUGUACUUGGUGGACGCAGCUGGCACGCGCACCACCACCGAUACUUUCCUUGACAUGAGUCAGGACUUCACCCUUAAUGUCUUCUACAACGAGUCCCGCCAUGGGCCGUCGUACGUGAAUGAAGCACUGUCGCUGCUGCAGGCCGCGCAGUACUGGCUGACCGAUGAUGGCAUUGACAACUGGAUCAUCAACAACGUACGCGUCAGUCAAACUGCGGAUGGACUCGUCAGGAUUCACCGAUGCAGCCACAAGUACCAGCUGCGCACCAGCCCAAGCAACGGGUCCGCGUCCAUCACGAGUCCGUUCCUGCACUGUACCGCCUCACUAGGCCAAACUCAACAUCUCUUUGUUAGACGUGGUGAGAGGCGGAUGCACUUCGACGGCAAUUCAUUCAUCGUCCGCAACGCCGGUCACUCGGCUGGUUUCGACGACAAGAAUCAACUGAAAGUGUACUGAAGCUGCCUACAAUAACCAUAUUAUCUAGUUAACAACUGCGAACAAUACGACCGUCUGUUGGAACUGGUACUGAUCACCGUCGAAUGUUGUAUAGAACACUAUAUAGACCUCUCCGUAAAUGUCUUUGUAUGUAGUGCCAUUUUAUAAACACUGCCAAUGUUUCCUCUAUUCUCUUUUCACUCUAGAUUUGUACGAAACACGUGGACAAGUCGUGCACAAAGUUGACGGUGUACCUGCUUUUCUUUUUUAUUGAUGCCAGUGUGUAAAGCUUGUGAAAGUUUUUGAGAUUUUUAAUUUCUACUGCCCCCCAUAAUAAUUACUGCCAAGCUGCUGUUUUUUAUUUGUUAAACUUCGACUAGCGCCCGCGGUGUCAUAGUGAUUAAGAUUACAGUUUCAUGAUUUAAGUGUUAGAUCAUCAAAGUGCCAUAAUGUUAUGCCGUAACACAUUGAGCAUUUUGUAAUCCAUUUUUUAUAGUUUUAACCGCUUUACAAUAGCAAUAACGAGCCAAAGCAGUGUUAAUCUUCAACUGUUUAUAUUUUCAUAUACAUCUAUUAAGAUGCAAUAUUUUUUUUAUAAUACAUAUUUUAUCGUAUUUAAGAACUUAUGCGUUGUGUGAGAAACAAAAACAAUCCGAUUUAUAACAAAUAUCAAAUAGGACAUAGAUCAGGUUGUUGAACUAGAUCACAUAAUUUCAACGCAAUGGUUACUAAGUAUCAACGGUUGCGACGGUUGCGACAACGGUGGAUAUGAACACAAUGAACAUAACGUUUCCGCAACUUCAGUAGGUUUUAUUAUUUAUUAUCGCUUUUUGAAGAUAUUAAUAGUUUAAUGAAAGACGUCUAGUCGAGUCUAGAGCUUGGCAGUGUUCUUAAAACAGUUGUUUUGGAACUUACGACUUGUCCCCAUUUGUUUCUUUGUGUAUAAAAGUUCAAGUAAUACGUUAUUAUGAAGUAAUAAAAGCAAU